Molecule: messenger RNA, 1576 nt
Organism: Drosophila guanche
Lineage: Eukaryota; Metazoa; Arthropoda; Insecta; Diptera; Drosophilidae
Product: damage-control phosphatase ARMT1
Exons: 5
Coding region: 89-1405 (438 amino acids)
Biological process (GO): DNA damage response
Cellular component (GO): cytoplasm; nucleus
Molecular function (GO): phosphatase activity
Source: RefSeq, a predicted model, not a curated record
CACGGAAAGUUUCCGUGCCUCUUCCCGCAAACGCGCCACAUUAAUUUAUCAAAAACAACGACCUUUUAAACUUUCAACGUCUUUCAAAAUGAGUUUGCCCUCAGAUGCCGAUUUUGAUAAAAAGAAUGGAGUUAUUGACGCAGAGACGCCCCCGCACACAGAGCUGGCGGCCCUAUAUAAGCAGAGCUUCGCCUACUACACCUUCCGCGUGCGACUGCCAUCGACUUUGGCCACAAUUGCCGCAUCGCUGGUCAAGGACAAAGACGAGCUUUUGGCCACAUAUGGUGCAGACGCAGGAGCGGAUAUUGAGCGAAAUGCAGCGGCUGUCACGCAGCUGCGCGAGGACAUUCUCAGCAACGGUCCCCUGUUGCCCUUUGAGGGCAAGGAUGCCGAUGCGCAGAUGUGGAACGCAUUCCUAGAGAAGCUACCCAGGGAGAAGCGCAGCUACUUCACUGCCUGCUGGCUGUAUUCCGAAUGCUACAUGUACCGCAAGAUCGCUGCCAUUUUCCAGGCCACACCGCGUCUGUCCGCCUUUGACUACUUCAGGGAGCAGAAGCAAACUGCGGCUAGGCUCAGUGUCGAUGCCAUGCUGGCCGUGGCAAAGGCCACACGCCACAACGAGAGAAACUCAGAUACCUUCCGGCAGCUUAUCAAACUCAAUUUGUGGGGCAACCGAUGCGAUCUGUCCAUCACGUCGGGCAAGCAGGUGAAACCCACUGGCAAUGCCUUCGAUCAGAUCACAGAUCUGGAAUCCAAGCUGCUGAUAGACGACACUGCCGCCAUUUGGCAGGCAAUCGACGGAGCCUCCGGGGAUGGAAUUGUCGAUAUAAUCUUCGAUAAUGCCGGCUACGAAGUUUACACGGACCUCAUUCUGGCCGAAUACAUUAUUGACAAGGGACUGGCGGCGAAGGUGCGAUUCAAUGCCAAGGCCAUUCCCUGGUUCAUAUCGGACGUGAUGGCUCACGACUACCAUUGGACACUCCAGUUCCUGGCAGACCACCCAGAUGCUGUGCUUAGUGAGCUCGGCAAGAAGUGGCAGCGUUUCACAGCCGAAGGCAAGUUCGAGCUGUCCCCGCUCGAGCACUUCUGGACAAGUCCCUGCGAGUUCUACCGCAUGCGCGAGGAGAAACCAGACCUCUAUGCGCGACUACAGGAGGCGCAGCUGGUAAUAUUCAAAGGCGACCUCAACUAUCGCAAGCUUCUGGGUGAUUUCUCUUGGCCCAGCACGGAAUCGUUUGACACCUGCCUGAGGGGCUUUCGUCCCUCGAAUCUGUGCACUCUGCGCACUGUCAAAGCUGACCUGAUUUGCGGCCUGGGGCAGGGAGUCGCCGAGCAACUCUUUGCCAAGGACAAGGAAUGGAUGCUCACAGGGGAGUACGGCGUCAUACAGUUUGCGAGCAAGUAAACCAAAGACUAGGAUACAGAAAGGAAUAGUUGAACUGUUGUAAUCAUAGAAAUUAGCUAAAUUAUUGAUGUACAGCUUUUGGCAUUGUUAUCGCUUCUUCCCACAUCAGAGAUUUCCCCCCCAAAGGGAAUAGUUCAAAAAUAUACUCGUCGAAAACGGCACAGUUUGGAA